CCGGGGCCGCCCCCCGCCCCGCCUCCCUCCGGACCCCGGCGUCCGGGGCUCCCCUGGGGCUGGGGGCGCGCGGAGGUCGAGGCCGGGACCUCAGGGACCCUGGUCCUUCGGUGGUUCCCGGAGGGAAGGCCCACCAGGCGGGGCGUCGGGCGCGCUCUCCACUUGGCCCGGUGGAGACUGGGCGUCACCGACGGGAGGGGGCGUUUCCCGAGGUCCCGGGGUCCCCGAAGCUGCGAGCCCGAGGCCCCGACAGCCCGACCCUCAGGGCCGCGCGCAGCGGGGAGCAGGCAGCCGGCGGGCGGGUUGGUGGCGAGCCGCGCGCUGGGGAGAAUCCAGAGGACGCCUCGGAACCAUUUCCUCCUCCGCCUGCUCGCUGCCAGGGCCGCGGCCCGGGGCCCUGCCUCCUCCGCCAAGGGACCGUGUGUGGCCGGACCUGCUCGGGACCCAGGCGCUGUCCUGCCAGCUCCUCGCAGCGGGUCGGCGCCGCCGGCAGGAUGGUGGACACCGAGAGCCCGAUCUGCUCCCUCUUCCCCCUCGAGGCCGACGACCUGGAGAGCCCGCUCUCGGAAGAGUUCCUGCAGGAAAUGGGCAGCAUCCAGGACAUGUCCCAGUCCCUCGGGGAGGACAGCUCCGGAAGCUUCAGCUUCACCGACUACCAGUACUUAGGCAGCGGCCCCGGGUCCGAGGGCUCCGUCAUCACGGACACGCUUUCCCCGGCUUCGAGCCCCUCGUCGGUGUCUUACCCUGUGGUCCCCGGCAGCGCCGACGAGGCCUCCAGCACAGCACUCAACAUCGAAUGCAGAAUCUGUGGGGACAAAGCCUCGGGCUACCAUUACGGGGUUCACGCGUGUGAAGGCUGCAAGGGGUUCUUCCGGAGAACCAUCCGCCUGAAGCUGGUGUACGACAAGUGUGACCGGAGCUGCAAGAUCCAGAAGAAGAACCGGAACAAGUGCCAGUACUGCCGCUUCCACAAGUGCCUUUCGGUCGGGAUGUCCCAUAACGCAAUCCGUUUUGGACGAAUGCCAAGAUCCGAAAAAGCGAAACUGAAAGCAGAAAUCCUUACGUGUGACCACGAUGUGGACGAUUCGGAAACUGCGGACCUCAAGUCCCUGGCCAAGCGCAUCUACGAGGCCUACCUGCGGAACUUCAACAUGAACAAGGCCAAGGCCCGCGGCAUCCUCGCCGGCAAGGCCAGCAACAACCCGCCCUUCGUCAUCCACGACAUGGAGACGCUGUGCAUGGCCGAGAAGACGCUGGUGGCCAAGCUGGUGGCCAACGGCAUCCAGAACAAGGAGGCGGAGGUGCGCAUCUUCCACUGCUGCCAGUGCACCUCCGUGGAGACCGUCACGGAGCUCACGGAGUUCGCCAAGGCCAUCCCCGGCUUCGCGGGCCUGGACCUCAACGACCAGGUCACGCUGCUCAAGUACGGCGUGUACGAGGCCAUCUUCGCCAUGCUGGCGUCCGUCAUGAACAAGGACGGCAUGCUGGUGGCCUGCGGCAGCGGCUUCAUCACCCGCGAGUUCCUCAAGAGCCUGCGCAAGCCCUUCUGCGACAUCAUGGAGCCCAAGUUCGACUUCGCCAUGAAGUUCAACGCCCUGGAGCUGGACGACAGCGACCUCGCCCUGUUCGUGGCGGCCAUCAUUUGCUGCGGAGAUCGCCCGGGCCUCCUGCACGUGGGACAGAUCGAGAAGAUGCAGGAGGGCAUCGUGCACGUGCUCCGGCUGCACCUGCAGGGCAACCACCCCGACGCCGCCUUCCUCUUCCCCAAGCUCCUGCAGAAGAUGGCGGACCUGCGGCAGCUGGUCACGGAGCACGCGCAGCUGGUGCAGGUCAUCAAGAGGACCGAGGCGGACGCCGCGCUGCACCCGCUGCUGCAGGAGAUCUACCGCGACAUGUACUGAGGCCCCGAGCGCAGGAGGAGCCGCUCCGCAGCUGCGGAGAGGGGAGCGAGGCCCGCCGCCGCGCCCUGGGCCGGGACCCGUCCCCACGGCCGGCCUCCCCGGCCUCGCCCGCCGUAGCCGGGAGUGGGCAGCAGGGGCGGCGGGAGAAGCCUGCCCGGCAUCAGUCCAUCAGAUGUCCUGACAGCGCCCUCGCGACUCCCACUGAACACCCCGACCUCACAGCAGCGGGCUGCCUGCCGGUCCCGCGCGGACUGCUGGCUCCUUUGUAACUGGGAAAGCUAAUCGCACUUUUUAACGUUCGUAAUCCUGUGUUUCUAGAGGUAACCAAAGGGUAGGGGCUUCACAAGCAGCAACUAUUUAUUCGAAGGCUUCGAUUCUGGUUCCCGAAUUCGAAGAGACGUGCUCUUUUCUAACCGUAGGGUUUAGCGUUCCGGAAGUUACUGAUAAGCUAUCGCGGUGCGGGCCCGUCGCUCGGUUCCCUGGGUGACGGGCGGUCGCUGGACCGCGGAGAAGCCCGUGUCCAGGUUUGGGGAGAGGGUCCCGGGAACCGCGUCUGGGUGCCUGGUCUGGACCGCAGGCCUGUGCGAAGCCGGCGUCGUGGGCAGGAUGGUGACGGACUCGAAAGUGCCUCAGGGUCCCGGUCCGCUCGCCUGGGGCCCCUCAAACCGGCACCGCCCCGGCUGCCGGGGCCUGGUCGCGUGUGCGGGGCAGCCUGACAAGCUGCCCGCAGCUGUUCCUCUGGCCCCGCGCCUCCGGCCGCUCCGUGGUCCUCCCUGUGGCUGUUAAAUCUGCAGCUUGUGUGUGUGACUCUCCGGCAGUGCUGCCCCCGGAGUGGAGAAGACGCGGCACAUGUGACUUGGGGGGCGGGUCACAGGAGGACAAAGGGGAGGGGAGGGGCGAGGUCCGUUAAAAGGCUGCACCUAGAACAGGACUCGCCAAGCCUGGCGGCUGUGACGAAGGCUGACAGUAAGCAUCCUCCAAACACCACGUGCCUGUUUCAGCCCUAAAGGUCCACUGCUCGGCCUCGGUCUCCUGAGAGCCACGCUGACCGUGGCCACAGCACGUGGCCUGCAAGCACUCUCCUCCGUCACCUUAGCGGGCCCAGUGUCCCCUCAUUCCAGCAGCCCGCCUGCCGUGCGUCACCUUCUGUCCCCAUCCCCACCUGCAUCCCUCCAUCCCCUACCCCUCCAUCCCCACCCCCAUCCUCCAUUCCCCACCCCCAUCCUUUCAUCCCCGACCCUUCCAUCCCCACC
Myotis daubentonii (Daubenton's bat) is the source of this 3154-nucleotide messenger RNA. It is a transcript of the gene PPARA, whose product is annotated as peroxisome proliferator activated receptor alpha. Gene Ontology annotation, molecular function: zinc ion binding; nuclear receptor activity; RNA polymerase II cis-regulatory region sequence-specific DNA binding. NCBI's taxonomy places the organism in Eukaryota, Metazoa, Chordata, Mammalia, Chiroptera, Vespertilionidae. Gene Ontology annotation, biological process: positive regulation of fatty acid metabolic process; negative regulation of inflammatory response; negative regulation of cholesterol storage. Gene Ontology annotation, cellular component: nucleus. The record is from RefSeq and is a predicted model, not a curated record.